Molecule: messenger RNA, 380 nt
Organism: Priapulus caudatus
Lineage: Eukaryota; Metazoa; Priapulida; Priapulimorpha; Priapulimorphida; Priapulidae
Product: transient receptor potential-gamma protein-like
Exons: 3
Coding region: 35-373 (112 amino acids)
Biological process (GO): calcium ion transmembrane transport; manganese ion transport; regulation of cytosolic calcium ion concentration
Cellular component (GO): cation channel complex; membrane
Molecular function (GO): inositol 1,4,5 trisphosphate binding; store-operated calcium channel activity
Source: RefSeq, a predicted model, not a curated record
CUGGGAUGAAGGGGUCACCGAAUAUGCUAAAGACAUGUGGAAUAUACUAGAUUUCAUCACCAACGCUCUCUAUCUAGCCACAGUUGCAUUACGAACAUGUGCUUAUUUCAUGGUGCAAGCGGAGAAGCAGAAUGGCAGCUACGACCUGGCGUUUGCUCCGAGGAAGGACUGGGACGCCUACGACCCGACCCUCAUCUCCGAGGGUCUCUUCGCCGCAGCCAACAUCUUCAGCUCCCUCAAACUCGUCCACAUUUUUACCGUCAACCCUUACCUAGGUCCGUUGCAGAUAUCUCUCGGUCGGAUGGUCUUCGACAUCAUGAAGUUCGCACCUGCAUCUACUCUCGCUGUCGUGUUUGCCUUCGCUGCGGACUGACGCAGCU